AUGUCAAACUACUCGUUCAAUUUGCCCAGCACGGCAGGUUUUGCUCAAGCUUCCUCUGAAUCUGCAGUGACGAGUAUCACUUUAGACCCAAAGUCCUCCGCGGUUCUUGCCGCUACUAUCAAAUCUGGCUCUAAUUUACCUGCCAAUCGAGACCACUUCGAACAGUUGCAUAACCGUCAAGCAUUCGAGCAAGUCUUGGAACGUGAUAUGGGUGUAUACGAUCGACUAGCAAUCAACUUCGAGUCUAUCCAUAAUUUGUGCGAGGGCUUCACGGAGCGAGGCGCCCCAAUGAUGACUGUAACUGGGUCCAUCAUUGGUAGCACAAGUCAGAGAGCCAUCGUGUUCAUGGAGCAGAUCAAGAGCUUACUUGAGAACGGCUUCGAUGACGAGUCGCGUACGCGUGUUUUGGACUCUCUCGAUGAUCUGACCGCUCGGGCUAAGUCUCUGGCUUUCAAAAGUGAGAAAACUUCAAAGGUGCUAGCUACGUUCAAGGUCGAUUCUUCCAAUCGCUUUGAUGAGCUCAGGAGCACGAUGUCCCGGUGGGACGAGGUUGCCCUCUCAUCAGAAGAAAUUAAUAACAGGAUAAGAGAUCACACUGAUCGGGUUCGACAGGUCAUAGACCAAGCAAGAAUGCAAGCACAAGCGGCCCAAGAGGAACAGGAGAGAUCUCAGGUCUGGGGCAAGGCCAAGUGGGGUUUUAUGGCAUUCCCUCUGCUUGGUGCUGCCAUUCUGAUAGGGGACCAUGUCGCGGGUCCGAAUGCCGACGAAUUACGCGCUCGUACCGAAGAGUUGCAAAGAAAUUACGAGGAGAUGAUACGCAAAGAGGGAAAAGAUCAAGAACAGCUUAUAGCAGCAAAGAUGAACGUGGAUCUUCUUCACAAUACUAUGGAAGAUAUGAGCGUCCAGGCUGAUGACCUUAGCUCAGCCUUGAAGCAGAUCUACACUGCCGCAACGAAGAUGGUCACCGAGAACGAAGACCUAGCACGUCGAAUCAAAGCGCUCGAUGAGGAUCUUGACGAUGCUGAGCAGGACUUGCAGAGCAGUAACAUGGAUGCUAUUCGAGACAUGCUUACAGACUCGCUGGAGGAUGUGGUAGAGUGCAUUGCAAUGUGGCAACAAGUCCAUCAGGUCGGUCAGGAGUUUGAGAGGGGUGGAGAGCUCGCAGGCUCUUACAGUGUCCUGCCAGACUUUGCAGAGAUGCAGAUGCCUACGGGAUGGGAGUACUUCUAG
Molecule: messenger RNA, 1230 nt
Organism: Boeremia exigua
Lineage: Eukaryota; Fungi; Ascomycota; Dothideomycetes; Pleosporales; Didymellaceae
Exons: 7
Coding region: 1-1230 (409 amino acids)
Source: RefSeq, a predicted model, not a curated record